AUGGAUCCCGAACUCGAACGCGUGUUUAAUCGCGCGGUCGAGGCGGGGGUGAAACUUUUCGAUACGGCGGAUUCGUACGGAACCGGGGCGGGAUUCGACGGGCGAAGCGAGACGCUGCUCGGGCGGUUUCUGAAAAACUGCCCGAGCGAUGAGGCGAAGGAUGUCAUCCUGGCGACGAAGCUGGCGCCGUUUCCGUGGCGGGUGACGAGUGGAAGCUUUGUGAAGGCGGCGAGGGAAAGCGCGGCGCGGUUGCAGUUGGAGAAGAUUCCGCUCGGGCAGUUGCACUGGUCGACGGGAAACUACCAACCGUUGCAGGAGGGGGCGCUGUGGGCGGGGAUCGCCGACGCGUACGAUGAGGGCGUCAUCGGUGCCGUGGGGUUGUCGAAUUACGGACCGAAACAAUUAAGGAAGAUUCACAAGUACAUGAGCGCGCGAGGGGUGCCGAUUUCGACGUUGCAGGUGCAAUAUCAUUUGCUGAGUCGAUUUCCAGAGCUGAACGGCACCAAGGAGACGUGCGACGAACUGGGCAUUAAGCUCAUCGCGUACAGCCCGCUCGCCUUGGGGUUACUCACCGGAAAGUAUAGCGUAGAAAAUCCACCACCAGGGAUUCGUGGGGUGGCGUACAAAGGGGUGCUACCGCCGCUCCCGACGCUUUUAGAAACCAUGCGAGAAGUCGGCGAUGCGCACGGCGGCAAGACGCUUCCGCAAGUCGCUCUCAACUGGUGCAUGUGCAAGGACACUGUGCCUAUUCCGGGCGCGAAAAAUAUGCGUCAACUCGAAGACAACCUCGGUUCGCUCGGAUGGCGCUUGAGUGCGAGCGAAAUCGAAGAGCUCGAUCGCGCGGCGGUCAAGGUUGGUAAGUCGACGUCGCAAAACAUAUUUCAAACGUCUUAG
Messenger RNA from Ostreococcus lucimarinus CCE9901, 894 nucleotides. RefSeq lists its product with no specific name. The transcript has a single exon. Bases 1 to 894 code for a protein of 297 amino acids. NCBI's taxonomy places the organism in Eukaryota, Viridiplantae, Chlorophyta, Mamiellophyceae, Mamiellales, Bathycoccaceae. The record is from RefSeq and is a predicted model, not a curated record. Gene Ontology annotation, cellular component: cytoplasm.